AUGGAACAUAAUAUUAUAGGAGAUUAUAUAUAUAGAUAUUUUUCAGAUUUAGAUGAAUAAAUAUAAAAUUUAUUAGCAAAUAUAGAUUAGAUCACAUAAUUAUUAAAUUCAAUUGAGAGAUUAAAUUUAAAAACUAUGUAGGAUUAACUUGAAGUAUUAUUAUGUUUUAUAAAUACAAUUUAAGGGCAUUAAAUAGAAGGAAAAACUGCAUUAAUGGCCCAGAAACAUAAAGCAAUAAUUUCUGAUUUGCUUAAUUAAUUUGAGUAAACAGUUGAGGAUUCAAAAAUAAAAAAGGAUAAAAUAUAAAAAUAGCCAGCAAAUCAAUUCAAAAUGGCUAAUGCUAAACAAGUUUUAUAUGAUGAUGAUUUAAGAGAAGAAAUAAUUAUAUAAUUUGAAAUUGCAAAUCCAUACAAACUUUCAACAAGUGAUCUACCUAAACGAAAGCCUAAAUUGAUCAAUUUAAAUCAAAUAAAGUCUCAAGCUAAUUAAAUCACUGUUAAUGAAUUAUAAGAAGCAGAAGAAUUUAUUAAUGGAAAUAUUGAAAAAGAUUACGAUAAUAACAAAAGUAGAAAAAUUAUGAUAAAAAAGAAAAUACAUGAUUUGAUUAAGCAUAAAGAGAUUUAUUAUAUGAAAGAGAAUUUGAUAAACUUGAAGAAAGUUCAAAUGCAAAAUCGAAAGAAGAAAUGA
This is a messenger RNA of Paramecium sonneborni, 687 nucleotides long. Lineage: Eukaryota; Ciliophora; Oligohymenophorea; Peniculida; Parameciidae. The record is from the annotation of a GenBank genome assembly.